Molecule: messenger RNA, 1362 nt
Organism: Hyposmocoma kahamanoa
Lineage: Eukaryota; Metazoa; Arthropoda; Insecta; Lepidoptera; Cosmopterigidae
Product: venom allergen 5-like
Exons: 6
Coding region: 25-702 (225 amino acids)
Cellular component (GO): extracellular region
Source: RefSeq, a predicted model, not a curated record
GUGCUCAUUGGGAAAACAGAAACAAUGUUUUUAAGUAAAGUAAUUAUUUUGGCGCUUAUUGGCGCCAUUCAAGCUAAGUUAAUAAAUUUGUCAUGCAAAGACAUACAAGCGUUUGUGGAUGGUCACAAUUGGAGAAGACUGUUAUUGGCUCAAGGAAAAGUGGCUGGUCAACCGGCAGCCAAGCAUAUGCAAAUGAUGCUAUGGGACGAUGAACUUGCAAACAAAGCAGCGAAUUGGGCGAGCCUAAAUAUAUACGACCAUAAUCCUGAUAAAACUCUAGCCUCGGGAAGAUUCGAAACUGGUGAAAAUAUAUACCGCUAUCAAACCACCGAUCAAGACUAUCAUUUCGAUCUAGACACCGCUCUGGCUGCGUGGUUCGAUGAAUACAAGGAUUUUCCAUUCAAAACACUGGAGCCUAGCGACUUUGAAUCGCCGGUAGAUGUUGGUCAUUACACUCAGAUGGCAUGGGCUAAUACUGUUUUGGUGGGCUGUGCUAUAUCCAACUACAAAGAAGGCCAAUGGAAUACAUUUCUGGUUGUCUGCGAUUAUGGGCCACAAGGCAACAUGUUAGGCGAAGAGCCAUACGAAGAGGGAACAGCUAAUAACGCUUUAUAUUGUAAACGUUCUAAGUACGUUAAUUGUGACCUAAAGUACGGUUCCAGAUGUUCAACGUGGGGUUUCUGGGACUAUCCAAAUUAUUAAUUUUUAGGAUCUUAAAUGACGGUGUACAUUUUUGUAUCGUUCUUUACGUAGGUACGCAGUAUAAUAUCAUUGUACGCAUGCAUCUGUAGAAUGAAUGAAUGAAUAUUCCAUAAAAAUCUCAUCACUUCUUCUUAUGCAUACUAAUUUAGGUAUGUUUGUGUGCGUGUGAUAUAUUGUGUUGGGUCAUGGAAAUAUUUCCAUUUUGAAAAAAUCACAUUUUUCAGAAAAAGAAAUAUUUUUCCACAUUUGAGAUUGACACCUGUCAAAAGUUGAAGAUACUGAGCUGUGUUAUGAGAAUUUAUGAAUAUAAGCCAAUCAGGGUUUAAAAAUUACAUUGUUUGUACUAUUUUAUUUAUAGUGUUGUAUUUGUAUUGUACAACAUGAGUUCUAAAAAUGUACACUAUUUAAUUUUUUCGGAAAAUUACCCAAUGCUAGUGCUACAGAAAUUGAGACUGUUUCAUACAGCCUUAGAGUCUCAUGAGCUGCAUUCUGAUUCGACUGCAUCGAUGGCAACUGCAACUAAAUUUAUCACGACUGCCGACAUCUACGCAGUUUUAACUGACACUGACACACAAAACGAAUUGCAACUCAUGUGGCUACACCCUUAGAUGCAUGCAAAUGACAAUUUGCCUCUAAGCGAUUGGGUUAAUUUGAAACACU